AAGUCCUAGGCUCUGUGGUUUAACCCACAGCGCCGCCCAUAUCCCCACAUGCCACUGGUGGGUCAGGCCAAAAGCCAAAGUGGAAAAGCAUUGACUGUAUGUAAAUUUUACAUUUUUAUAGCAAGCUUAUUUCUACACACACUCACACACCCCUCUCUCUGUCUUCCAUCCAGACAAGCAAGGAGGAUCACCAGAGUGCAAAAACAAAUACUAGCCAGGCAAAAAUACUCAGGGAUGUAAAGCAGAGCUGGUGAGGGUUGUGACCUGGGCAGAGAGGAUAUUGCAAGGCAGGGUGUGUGUGGUCUGGGACAGUCCCAAGGGCCAGAUAGAUGCCUGAGUGGGAGGCUGCAUUUAACCCCAGGUUCCCUACCUGAGCUAGAAUGCAAGCAUAGAUAGGAGAGUCUAGUAUAUGCAAAGUUAUUUAACUGCAUUAAUAAAAUAUUUGCAGCAUGGGUGUAGCCGGGGGGAAGGGGGGCAGCUGCCCCCCCAUCAAGUAAAACAAUAGAAAUAGCUAACUGACAAAUCACAAGGUUCUGCCUCCUAACAAAAAUCCUGCCCCCCCCCAACAAAAAUCCUGGCUACGCUCAUGAUUUGCAGUGCUUGCCAGUUAUUCAGUACCUUGCCAUUCAGUGGGCAGAAAACUGAAUGGUGCAAACAGGUUUACUGCUUAGCGAGCAGUUGCGCAGACUACUGCCUGCACACUUUUCUCCACAUGUAAUCUCUAACCAUGAGUUGAAGGCUUCAGCAUGGGUCUCCCAAGCCUUUUUUAUUAUUAAAAAAAAAAAGCUUAGGGAAAGGCGGCAGACUGCUACAUGCCCCCAGCUAUAAUUACAAUGCAAAGAGGGUAUGUCAGAAGAUGCACAACUAGGAGUGGGGGGAGCCGUACCUAUUGAAAUUCCCAUUGUUUAUAGAGCAGAGAGGCCACGUCCUGUUUUGCUUGUCAAUAUUAAAUUCACGAGGCAGAGUGAUAAUAAGGCUUGGUGCAUUGUGAAUCAAGUUCGAUAAAUGGUUUGUUUUGUCACUUGGCAGAAAAGAAGCGCGCUUAAAAAAAAAGUAAGGGAAGGGGCUCUCAUAGGCGUAGCCAAGGGGGGCAGCUACUCCCCACCCCCGAUAAAGUAAAACAAUACAAAUAUUUAACUGACUGACCAAUCACGUCGGUUCUGUCCCACUAACUAAAGUCCUACCGCUCCUAACAAAAAUCCUGGCUACGCCCAUGGGGGCUCUGAUUUUAGUCGGCAUUUAUUAUUAUUAUUAUAUUUAUUUGUAUCCUGCCUUUUUCCCCUGAUGGGGAAAAUGAUGUAAAAAUGAGAACUGCUAAAUGCAUGGGCGGGGGAGGGGGGCAUCGUUAAGAAUAAAAGUGCAAAGCUAAACAUAUACCGUACAAAUAAUUACAAUAAAUAACAGUAUCUGGAGAAUCUGAUUCAUUUGCUUUUAAGGCGGAGGUGGGUAGCAAUGGGAUGAGCCAUCUGGGUGACUGAAAAUGAGCGCCUAAUAAUUGCAGAAUAGCCCUUCGAGCUCCCAGCCCCUCAAAAGCGCAUCUUCACCUGUCCCAUCCAGGCGGUACAGGAGCGCAGCGACCGAUAGCUUCCUGUAGCCAAUCAGCACAGAACUGCGCCGCGUUGCGACCAAUCCACGCCAAGCGGGGCGCGGCGAAGCCCAAGGGCGGGAGUGGAACGUGGGCUUCCGUAGCAGCUCGGGAAGCGCGGGAAAAGAGGCUGAGAGUCGCCUGGGCGCUUCUCGCGCUUCGGGCAGCCGCAUGGGGACAACCGCCUCUGCACGAGGGGAGGCAGGGUGCUUGCUCCGCCCAUCCAUCUCCCGCGAGGGAGGCGUGAGUGAGGCUGUUAGGCGGUUGGAGGAAAGAGGUUGUUGAGGGCAAGAUGGAGGGUUGGAAAAAUCAGGGUUUAAAGUGUGAGGAGGGGGAGAUGCCAUAAGAGGAGAGGUCUCUCUUCGCUAUUAUCCAUUUCCCUUGUUGAGUUGCAGCAGAGCCCCUGAUCAGCCCCACUGGAGCUCCUUUCAGUAUGAAUCCUUGUGGCAAGGGAGAAGAAAGAAAGGAGACUUCAGCCAGCUCUGGCUUACCCUGUUCUUCCCAUCACCUGAGAGCAUCCCCAACAGAGCAGCAUAGCAUUGAGGAGAAAUCUGUCAGGCUCAAACGCCGCCGAACAAGACGAGAGCGCAACUAUGUCAAGUUCGGCAGAAAUGCUACCGAUAGGAUCCCAGAACAAAGGCCCAACCGCAGGACGCUACAGAAGACGCUGCCCCCUUUCUGGAGCUCCCAGUUUAACACCUGUGCUAAGUCGACUCCCAUCAGACCCAUCAAAGGCAGCUGUGUUGCCAAACCUCUGAUUAUAACGCAGAACAGACUCUCUCAGCCCUUUGGCAUGUUUAACAGGGAGGUGAAAUCACUUAACAUAGAGAGAUUGUUGAGCCCCAGAGCUGAGCAAGAGGUCCUGGAGAUCACUCCUAUACAAAGAGACAGUGGCAUGGAGAUGUUGCUGGAAGAAGAGAUCCAGUCCUGUGACGCUGAUCAGAAAUCUAUUCCCAGCGAUCAGUUGAGAUGCAGUGGAAAGGACCCACGUGGAGUGAAUAAGGACUCUACAUCGAUUACACAGCAUCCUGUGGCCACUCCAGGUGCACCCCAGCCUUUAGCUGCACCUGCGGUUGUGGAGUUCAAUCAAGAGGAUUUGGAAACUGAGCCUUUUCAGGGCAAUGCCUUGAUGGACUUGAACGAAAAGGAAAACGUCCCUCCCGUCCCCACAGCAGAAACGGAGUCAGGCAAAGGCAAAUCUCCAGUAAGGGAAUUAGCCCAGGACCUGCAAAAACUCUUGGACCUCAAGGCAAUAUUCCCUGGGCGUAACUUAAUCAGGGAAACACGUCAGGCUGUUAUCAAUAUCCUGCUGGAACAGAAGAAAACACUCCCAGAUUUAUCUGCCUUGGCGCUGCUCAAGAAGUCUGCAGGUGGUUGUAACACUGAGACGCCCCAUGCAGAUUUCAAGAGCCCACCUGACAGGGACCAGAAGGAGUUGCUAUUGGGACAGAUGUCUAGCAAUGACAGCAGAAACUCUGACCAGGAGAUUUCUCUGAAAAAGCGGAGAGGACAAGCACAGUUCUUCCCCAGCAGCUUUUCUCCCUGUCCUGUACAUACAGUUAUAAGAAUGGCAGAAGAGAAGACCACCCAAAGAGAAGACUUCAGAUCCUUUCUUGAGCCACAGGCAUUUAGCCAGCACAGCUUUCCCUUGACAGCAGUUCAGCCACACUCCCAUCUUUCAUCUGCACCUUCCCAGCAUGUGAAUUUAGCCAGGAGCUCCUUUGCUGCAGAGGAACAACAUCUUUUGCAUGAUGCUUUAUUCAGAACUGCUCGGCGUUGGGAGCAAGGACUAGGGGAAGCCUUCUGUGAGUCCAGAAGCAGGCAAGAGAGGUCUGAAGUAGGCAGUAGACUACACACAAAGAAGAGUGCUUCCAAAAGGCAUUGCCUGCCUUUUGCUACCUAUGAUUCCUUGGGUUCAGUCAAUCUGAGCGUGGAUGGCAAAGGCACCAGCCAUUACUUCUUGACUGAUGCCCAGCAACAUUCCUGUGUCUAUGAAUUAAGCCCAGAUCAAUGGAAUUUACUAGAGAUGGAGCCCGCUCCAUUCCACAGCCCGCAUCCUUCGCAGGAGCCGUGCAGUUGCCAGCCUCUGGAUUUGGGGCUCAGGCCCACGGAGAGAGCUGCCUCUGAGUCUCAGACGUCCUUUGAUGUCUUAAGAAGCAUCUGGAGCCCUAAAGCGCCCAGUAAGGGAGCCAAACUCCCCGUGUCCCAAGCUCUGGGCCACCCUUGCCUGGCUCACCAGCCAGCCACUUCCAGAGAGCUGAACUCGGAACAAGGGCAGCCAAAUGAGUUUCUUCAGCUGUACAGCAUCGUCCCUCAGCAGCACUGCUCUUCCUACAGGCAAAACCCUCAGCAAGACAGAUAUAUGCUCAGCAAACACCCAUCACACGGGACUGGGUUGUUCUCUGUACUGGCAAAACCCAGAGCCUUCUGCCAGAAAGUCUCUGUAGAGCAAGGGAGAACCUCAAAUAGUUACCACUUCUGCGGACUGGCAGAGGUCUCCGAAAGAAUGCAAAGGAACAGAGACAAAGGGUGCUCCAGAUCCGGGAGCCAGACACGUGAUCUGAAGCGGCUGCUUCAAAUGGAAGAAGCCCAGCAGCAGCAGCUGCAGUUUUUCCAGCAGCUGCCUAUGUCGUAUUUCCCCCCCUCCGAGGCUCUAGAGAACAGAAACUCCCCUGACUGCGCCUUGCAAGGCCACCUGUUGGGACAGUCCACCCCGGAGCCCUGGGCUUUCCCCCGAAUGAAGUUGUACUGAAAGGGUGUGGGGAGCCAAAUUUCUGAAUGAGAGAGGCUUGGAAAAUGAGUGGAUGCUUGAUUGGUAUGAAAAGGAAAGCCAAGGUGAUCGCUUGGAAGGGCCAUUUGCUACUUUUUACCUAAAAUCACAACACGCCUCUCCAAGAACCCAGAGAACUGUAGUUCACUCCUCACAGAGCUUCCAUUUCCAACACUUUUAACAAGCUACAGUUCUCGGCAUUCUGUGUGGUGCGUGUGCAACCACACACUCGCAUAGUUCUGUGAUUUCUUUUUAUUUAAAGCACAUUUGUUUUGGGCCACUUAGAAGGCACAAAACUUUUCUCUUUCUAUUCCGGGUAUGACAGCCCAUCCUUUACAAACAUGAAGCGUAGGUUUGUUGUCUCAGUGUACCCAACAAGACACAUGGGAUAAAGUCACCUGUUUCCAUUAGAUUGCCAUAUUUCAAGAGAGUAAAACUGUUCCUUUGCUUUUUCUUUUUUUAAGAGAGAGAAGGGAAUUAACUGAGGUCUCGAAUGUUUUGCUAGUGUAGGAAUAA
This is a messenger RNA of Podarcis muralis (Common wall lizard), 4871 nucleotides long. It is a transcript of the gene PRR19, whose product is annotated as proline rich 19. The record is from RefSeq and is a predicted model, not a curated record. NCBI's taxonomy places the organism in Eukaryota, Metazoa, Chordata, Lepidosauria, Squamata, Lacertidae.